CGAGGAGGUGGAGACGCUUCUGGCUGCGUUCACUAAGGAUAAGAGCGACGCUGGUUUGCAGGCUGCACUUUCACUAUAUAACUCAACCUGGGAACCAACGCCCAGCCAAGAGAGCAUCAAGAAAACCCUCGUGGACAUUGAAACAGACUUCCUCUUCCUGGCUUCUACUCAGGCUGCACUACACCGUCAUGCUGACAACGCAAAAACUGGCCGUACCUACUCCUACCUUUUCAAUGAGCCCAACCAGAGGACAGGCAUUAUCAAACCCUUGGCUAGCUGGAUGGGAGCCAACCAUAUGGACGAUGUGCCUUACGUGUUCGGAAAGCCUUUUACGGCACCAUCGCUGUAUUCAGCCAGCCAACGGGACCUCUCUGGCUACAUGAUCGCCUACUGGACAAACUUCGCCAGAACAGGGUAAAAAUCUUCCGAUACAAGACAUAGGAUCAUCACAGAAAUCAAACAAACCUUAAUUAGAUAUUGAAGCCAAGGCAAGUUUAUUUAUAAAGCGCCUUUCAACAAGAGGCAAUUCAAAGUGUUUUACAAAAAUGAAAGACAUUAAGAGAAUUAAGAAACAUAUUAUAAAAUGGCAUUUAAAAACACUAAUUUAAAAGCAAAGACAAUACAACUUGAAUAACAAAGGUACAUGAAUUAAAGUAACAGUGCAGUGUGAGAUACACACAUCUGACAUGUUUAGCUCUGACUCUCAAUCAUUGCUCACUUUUUAGCAGAAAG
This is a messenger RNA of Notothenia coriiceps (black rockcod), 732 nucleotides long. RefSeq names its product bile salt-activated lipase-like. NCBI's taxonomy places the organism in Eukaryota, Metazoa, Chordata, Actinopteri, Perciformes, Nototheniidae. The transcript has 2 exons. The record is from RefSeq and is a predicted model, not a curated record. The annotation marks the transcript as partial.